CUUAACAAUUGUUAUAAGAUAUUUCCGCUUGCUAUUUUUUACGUUCAUAUUCGAAGUUAAAGAAACAGAAAAAUAUGAAUUUCAAGUAUAUUUUUAGUAGACAAUUUUUAUUGAUAUGGAAAGUUGGAAGAGCCUUGAAAAGAUUACAACGCGCUCAAGAAAAUUCUAUGAGAGUAAACAGAGGGGAGAAGCCAAAGAGGACCGUUUUCGAAAUAUUGUGGAAGUUUGUGGUAACAAUUUUGAAAGUAAUGGCUAAUUUCUUAUGUCCCUUUUGUCUCCAUCAUCCAGACCGCAAAAAAGGAUCAGUUAAACAAUUUUUCAGAAGAUUAAAUACAGACGGUACAUUUGAAAAUCAAUCGAUAAAAGGCUUCAUCGGAAUGUUAAUAUCAAUAGGAAUGAUCAUUUUAUUUUAUAUGUAUUUUGUUUAUUUGAUAAACAUAUCUCCUUUCACUACUAUGGUAUUCUGUAUAGUCAUUGGAUUCAUCACUACUCUGGGUGCUGCUUUUUCGGUUCGAAUCCGUUGUAUAGUUUUACUUAUGUUGCCUCAACUGUUCAGUAAUAGAGGACGACAUGCAUUGUUAGCUUUUGCUUACUUAUUGGCAUUAAGUGGACCUAUGAAAAAUGUCGUUAAAAAUACCGAUGUUUUGGCCGGAAGUAUCGCUUGUGGACAAGAGGCAGUCGCCAAUCAAACAAAAUUAAUACUAAAAGACAUGUUCGCGCCUUGGCUCUCCAUAGUCGAAACGUUGAAACAAAUAAAAAAUUCACUACAAGAGUUUGCCGAUAAUGUAAAGGCUGUCUUUAAAGAUAUUCAAAGAGUUGUAAAAAACAUAGUGCGCUCAAUUAAUCGUGCUUUGAAAUGGCUCAGAAAACGUUUAGAUAUAUGCAGUGGUACUAUGGGAAACCCAUAUGAAAAAUGCAUAGCAAAAUUUAACAAAGCUUACCAUGAUUGUUAUGAUUUCUUAGGAUCAAUUAUUGGUAUCGUUUGUAAUGUAGUUAAAGUUGUAAAAUUAAUCAUCUGCUCAGUACUUAUCCCGCUAGACGAAUUAUGUAAAUUGGGCGAGAAAUUGAGUAAACUUAUAAAAGAACCAUUUAAAGUUUUUUUUAAAAAGGCUGCCCGUUCGUUGGAAAGAGAAUUCGAAGUGAAUAUUUCAAUGAUUCACGUGUAUAAUUAUUCUGUAGAAGAAAGUAAAUCCGUGGUUGAAGUGAAAGAAGAUAUUAUGCGUGAAGUCAGAAAAUAUACCAAUUGGAUGACAUCUUUAAUCGAAUUAUCAGAUUUAGCUAUGUUUAUGUUUUUCGUAUUACUUUUUAUUAGCGCAUUAAAAUAUCAACUUUGGUUUCGAAUUAAGGAUAAAUUCGAUAAUUACUUUUUAACAUUCGAGUUAAGAGAACUCGACACUCAACGCUGUGGAAUGGGAAAAGAGACCAUUUUCCCGUUAUCUUUUAAAGAAAGAAUGGUAUACGUAACCGCUUCAUCGUUACGACUGUCUACUAACGAAUACGGUCAUCUUGCCAGCAGCUUAAUUAUUUUAAUAAUAACUUUCAUACAAAUCGGAUUUUUUAUUAUAAUUGAUUACGGAUUGUUUUGGAUGCUGUCUAUGGUAACAUUCCACGGACAACUGCGAACAGAGAACGAGGUGCCUUCGCACAUCGAUUUAAAAGUGAAAGGUCAAGGACUUUUGGCUGAUAUGCUUCGAAAACUGGUAGGAAUUUUUGGUCCUGUGACCAGAAAACAAAUGAUAGUGGAUACGACCAACUGUUUGCCGAGACCUCUUCUACCCGAUUACGAUCGUUAUGAACAAAUUGCCUUUAUCUUUAUUAUAUGUUUCUUUUUGGCCAUCACCGAAUCUUAUGGACUAAGACUUCGCCACGUAAUAGCUGGAAUGUUUUUUCCGGAAAGAAAAAAACAAAGAGCCGUAUGGCUUUAUAAUCAUAUUUUAAGAACAAGAAUGAACUUUGUGAAAUUUUUGAGAAGGAAAAUAAGACAAAAAUACUACGGCGAUUCGACUUUACAUAAAAUUAGUUUUCUGGAAUAUUUUAGUGCUAAAUGUCCAGUUGUAGAAAAAAUAGCGAAAAAGCUUAAUCUUUUCAAGGAAACGUGUCUUGGAUGUGGAAUUAAAAAAUCUAAAAACGAUCCAAUAGAAUUUAUACAUUGCGAUAAUCAAAAUUGUAAAGCAAUAUUUUGUCAAAAUUGCUUCGAGGAAAUUGGAAAAAAAUGUGUUGUUUGUCUUUCUCCAACGGAUUAUGACGAUUAUUCGGAUAUAAGCGAAGAAAAAGAAUAUUUCUAUGAUUCUACAUUUGAAAGUGAAGUGAAGAGAAAAUACAUCAUUGCAAGCUUUUAUAGAUGUUACGAAGUUUCUGGGUUAAUAAUUUUUAAAAAGGCUGCCCGUUCGUUGGAAAGAGAAUUCGAAGUGAAUAUUUCAAUGAUUCACGUGUAUAAUUAUUCUGUAGAAGAAAGUAAAUCCGUGGUUGAAGUGAAAGAAGAUAUUAUGCGUGAAGUCAGAAAAUAUACCAAUUGGAUGACAUCUUUAAUCGAAUUAUCAGAUUUAGCUAUGUUUAUGUUUUUCGUAUUACUUUUUAUUAGCGCAUUAAAAUAUCAACUUUGGUUUCGAAUUAAGGAUAAAUUCGAUAAUUACUUUUUAACAUUCGAGUUAAGAGAACUCGACACUCAACGCUGUGGAAUGGGAAAAGAGACCAUUUUCCCGUUAUCUUUUAAAGAAAGAAUGGUAUACGUAACCGCUUCAUCGUUACGACUGUCUACUAACGAAUACGGUCAUCUUGCCAGCAGCUUAAUUAUUUUAAUAAUAACUUUCAUACAAAUCGGAUUUUUUAUUAUAAUUGAUUACGGAUUGUUUUGGAUGCUGUCUAUGGUAACAUUCCACGGACAACUGCGAACAGAGAACGAGGUGCCUUCGCACAUCGAUUUAAAAGUGAAAGGUCAAGGACUUUUGGCUGAUAUGCUUCGAAAACUGGUAGGAAUUUUUGGUCCUGUGACCAGAAAACAAAUGAUAGUGGAUACGACCAACUGUUUGCCGAGACCUCUUCUACCCGAUUACGAUCGUUAUGAACAAAUUGCCUUUAUCUUUAUUAUAUGUUUCUUUUUGGUCAUCACCGAAUCUUAUGGACUAAGACUUCGCCACGUAAUAGCUGGAAUGUUUUUUCCGGAAAGAAAAAAACAAAGAGCCGUAUGGCUUUAUAAUCAUAUUUUAAGAACAAGAAUGAACUUUGUGAAAUUUUUGAGAAGGAAAAUAAGACAAAAAUACUACGGCGAUUCGACUUUACAUAAAAUUAGUUUUCUGGAAUAUUUUAGUGCUAAAUGUCCAAUUGUAGAAAAAAUAGCGAAAAAGCUUAAUCUUUUCAAGGAAACGUGUCUUGGAUGUGGAAUUAAAAAAUCUAAAAACGAUCCAAUAGAAUUUAUACAUUGCGAUAAUCAAAAUUGUAAAGCAAUAUUUUGUCAAAAUUGCUUCGAGGAAAUUGGAAAAAAAUGUGUUGUUUGUCUUUCUCCAACGGAUUAUGACGAUUAUUCGGAUAUAAGCGAAGAAAAAGAUUCUAGCGAAGAAGAAACUGAUGAAGAAAUUGAUUGGGAAGAAGUAAAACUUUUGGAAUCUGACAAAAAUAAUGAAAAGUUAAUGGAAGAAGGGAAAAAUAUUCGCAAAAACGUACAUCGACCUUUCUAUGCGAUGAAUCCCAAAAAGAAAAAUCUAUAAUAGAAAUUAAAUAUUUUAACUUUUA
Molecule: messenger RNA, 3729 nt
Organism: Centruroides sculpturatus (bark scorpion)
Lineage: Eukaryota; Metazoa; Arthropoda; Arachnida; Scorpiones; Buthidae
Product: DC-STAMP domain-containing protein 2-like
Exons: 21
Coding region: 75-3704 (1209 amino acids)
Cellular component (GO): membrane
Source: RefSeq, a predicted model, not a curated record